Molecule: messenger RNA, 594 nt
Organism: Striga hermonthica
Lineage: Eukaryota; Viridiplantae; Streptophyta; Magnoliopsida; Lamiales; Orobanchaceae
Source: the annotation of a GenBank genome assembly
AUGAUGCUCGACGGGAAUCCCGACGACCAGAACCAGCACCAAUCUUUACUCGACGAUUUCGUGAGCGACAUGCUGCGAGAUCCCGAUGAGGACCCGGCCGGAGAAUAUGGCACCGGAGCCCACCUGGGAGAAAAUUUUGACGGUGGUGGAAGUGGAGAUUUUACUGAUUUUGCACAGCAGAGUCGGGCUUUCGGGAACCCUGUACGAAUCCCGACGUGGCCCGUCGUGCCAUCUCCGUACAGUUGCACUUGCUGCCAGACGCUCAGAGAAUUUAUAUAUGCAAAUGGUGCUCAUGUGCUGAAGCUUGAUGUUCAUGGAAGACUAGGACUAAUCAGCCACGCAGUGCUCGAAAGAUAUAAUAACGAUGUUUUAUCUGAGGAUCGGGAGUACUAUAUGUUCGACUUCUGCCAGGAGAGCUUAAGCAGUGUGAAGCAAUUCCUGAUUCAAUACUGUGCAGAUCGUAAAAGAGAAGGUUAUGUGAUGUUGCAGGAUCCCUUGUCCAACUUUUAUAACGCCAUGCGCACUGGAAUUAUAGAAGGUGGUGGUAGUCCGAAGCCAAAUACUUUCCCGCCGGAAACUUCAGGAGGUUUUUAA